Molecule: messenger RNA, 2665 nt
Organism: Octodon degus (degu)
Lineage: Eukaryota; Metazoa; Chordata; Mammalia; Rodentia; Octodontidae
Gene: Psap
Product: prosaposin
Exons: 15
Coding region: 70-1698 (542 amino acids)
Biological process (GO): sphingolipid metabolic process
Cellular component (GO): lysosome
Source: RefSeq, a predicted model, not a curated record
GGGGUCGGGUUUAUACCCGGCGUGAUCAGCUGACGCUCCGCAUUGCAGACUGCAGAGUCGGGCGGCGCCAUGUACGCGCUCUUCCUCCUGGGCAGCCUGCUGGGCACGGCUCUUGCCAGCCCUGUCACAGACCUGAGAAAAUGCUCCGGAGGCUCAGGGGUGCUGUGCCAGGACCUCAAGACGGCAGCGGACUGCGGGGCCGUGCGGCACUGCCGGCAGACUGUGUGGAGCAAGCCAACGGUGAAAUCCCUCCCAUGCGACAUAUGUAAACAGGUGGUCACAGCGGCGGGCGACCUGCUGAAAGACAAUGGCACCGAGGAGGAGAUCCUCUCUAACCUGGAGAGGGUCUGUGACUGGCUCCGAAGCCCCAACCUGUCGUCCUCAUGCAAGGAGGUGGUGGACUCCUACCUGCCUGUCAUCCUGGACAUGGUUAAAGGGGAAAUGAGCAAUCCGGCCGAGGUUUGUGCUGCCCUCAACCUCUGCGAGUCCCUUCAGAGGCACUUGGCGGAGCUGGCGCGCCAGGAGCAGCUGGAGGCCAACAGGAUCCCGGAGGUGGACCUGCCCGAGGUGGUGGCGCCCUUCAUGGCCAACAUCCCCCUGCUGCUAUACCCUCAGGAUGGCCCCCGAAGCCAGCCCCAGCCCCCGCUGAAGACCAGUGGCGAUGUGUGCCAGGACUGUGUCCAGAUGGUGACCGACAUCCAGACUGCUGUGAGAACCAACUCCACCUUUGUCCAGGGCUUGGUGGAACACGCCAAGGAGGAGUGUGACCUCCUGGGACCUGGCUUGGCAGACAUGUGCAAGAACUACAUCAGCCAGUAUUCUGACGUCGCCGUCCAGAUGGUGAUGCAUAUGCAGGACCAGCAACCCAAGGAGAUCUGCGCGCUGGUCGGGUUCUGUGUUGAGGUCAAGGAAGUGCCCAUGCAGACCCUGGUCCCGGCCAGAGUGGCUGCGGAGAAGGCCCUCCCUGCCCUGGAGCUGGUGGAGCCCCUCGAGCAGGAGCUGGUUCGGGCCCACGAGAAGGUUAUGUGCAAGGCGUGUGAGUAUGUGGUGAAGAAAGUGUUCGAGUUGAUUGACAACAACAGUACUGAGGAGAAAAUCGUACACGCUCUGGAUAGUGUGUGCUCCUUGCUGCCCGAGUCCGUGUCGGAGGUGUGCCAGGAGGUGGUGGACACUUAUGGCAGCUCCAUCGUGUCUCUGCUCCUGCAGGAGAUGAGCCCCGAGCUGGUGUGCAGUGAGCUCCAGCUCUGCACGUCCCGCAAGGGCCUCCUUGGCCAGCACAAGCUGCCCAUGCCGCGCAGGCUGCAUGCGCCUCCUGCACGCGUGACUCCACUAAAGGACGGUGGCUUCUGUGAGGUGUGUAAGAAGCUGGUCGGCUACCUGGAGAACAACCUAGAGAAGAACAGCACCAAGCAGCAAAUCCUGGAUGCUCUGGAGAAGGGCUGCAGCUUCCUGCCUGAACCCUACCAGAAACAGUGUGAUGAGUUUGUGAGCCAGUAUGAGCCCUUGUUGUUGGAAAUCCUCGUGGAGGUCAUGGACCCAUCCUUCGUGUGCUUAAAAAUUGGAGCCUGCCAUUCUGCCCGGAAACCUCUCCUGGGAACUGAGAAGUGUGUGUGGGGCCCCAGCUACUGGUGCCACAACAUGGAGACAGCAGUGCAGUGCAACGCUAUUGAACAUUGCAAACGUCACGUGUGGAACUAGAGCAUCGUCCCUGCAGGAACUGUAGCAUCCUUCCCUCCUCGUGUGUCUUGGACAACACACAGACCUAUAUGACUUUGUUGCAAACUAGGUUCUUUCCCUUGACCUCAUUUCUCUCCCUCACUGUAGCGUUGUUGUCACGUGGGAGGCGCUAGAGCCACUUUCAGUGUCCUUUGUGUGUUGGAAAGUUGAGGACACACAUGGCGCCUGCUGUGGGAGGAGUUCUCUGGGCUGGCUUGGACUUUUCUUCAAGCCCUGAGAGGUAGAUGGGCUCUGGGGCCACCUCCUGCCCUACAGAAGGACUGUCCUCCCUUCCUGCUGCUGGACAAAGGAGUUUCAUAUGGAAGAUUAGAAGUUCAGAAUAAUUAGGCUUUGAAAGUGACAUAAUUCCUAUUGUAAUAGAGUUUGAGAGUAACUCCUGGUGGCUUGGAGGACACUGGCGGGACAUUGUCCCAGUGACCCAGGUUUGUUGUCCUAGGUCUACCUUCUGAUUUUGCUUUCCUGUCUUUUCUGUGGAUGCCUUGUUUGGGGUUCUGGGGGUGGGUGGGUGGGUGGGGAGGGGCAGUUGCCUGGCCGCACCCUGCUGGCUCUGCGCAGGGCCUGUGGGCCUGCCUUUUCUGUGAAACCUUCACGCGGUGGUGACCGCCGUCUGCCUGCUGCUGUGUCUGUGGCUCCAGGGUGCUGCCUCGUGCUCGGCACGUGCUGGUGCCCUUCCCUUGCCAGUCCAUGUGGAUCCAAGCUCCUAAGCCUCUGCUUGGUAGAAGGGGACAAGCUGAGGCACUUGCAGGGUGGGCACUGGCCAGGUCUUGGCUGCUGCCUGUGUGGCCCUAAAGCUUCUCUUCCAUUCUCGUUGCUGGGAGGCUGCACACAAAGCCGGCAAGCCAGCCUUUUGCUAUUAAAUGGACUUAGUGAUUUUCAUUGUUUUGCACUAAAAUUUUGGUGAUUUAACAAUAAAGUUCUAUUAACCAGA